Messenger RNA from Sitophilus oryzae (rice weevil), 2651 nucleotides. RefSeq names its product prolow-density lipoprotein receptor-related protein 1-like. NCBI's taxonomy places the organism in Eukaryota, Metazoa, Arthropoda, Insecta, Coleoptera, Curculionidae. The transcript has 7 exons. The record is from RefSeq and is a predicted model, not a curated record. The coding region runs from base 40 to 2358 and encodes 772 amino acids.
AUUUUAUUUUUAGUAUUCGAAUACUUCGUUAAGAAUCGAAUGCUCAAAAGAAUUGAAUACUUCGAUUAUUUGUAUUUGAAUAGUCCCUUUACUGUUCUUAAGCAUUACCAUUUUCAGAUCGAUGGCGUAGAUAUUCUGUACGGCAGCCGUGAAGCUGAAGCUUUCUGGACAGACUACCACAACAAGCGGGUCCAGGCUCGUAUAAUCAAGGUAACCGAGGACAGAAGAAGUAACAGAGACUCUGACGUUGCCAGGACUGUUUUAAUCAACCUUAUCGAUCCUCGGGGCAUAGCUUUGGAUUGGGUGGCCGAACGUCUAUAUAUAACGGACGGUUCACGUAUAAUAGCCACAGAUUUAGAAGGAAAAUAUAAUUAUACCUUGAUCAGAGGCAAUCUGCAACAACCAAGAGACAUUGUCGUAUCUCCAGCUGAUGGUCUAAUGUUCUGGGCUGACCUUGGACAGGAACCCAAAAUAGAGCGAGCAGAUAUGGAUGGAUACAACAGAAGAAUUUUGAUGGAUAAUUUACUGUGGCCAACAGGUCUGACGAUCGAUUAUCACACGAAACGUUUGUACUGGUGCGAUCCCAAGUUGUUGAGUGUAGAAAGCGUGUCAUACGACGGGACAAACAGGCAUUUGAUUAAGCGUUUCUCCAAAAGUUUCAGGCCUCAUAAACUCGAGGUGUUUGAAGACAAAUUGUACGUUUCCACAUACCAGAAUCACGAUGUUUUGAAGAUGGAUAAAUUCGGCACGGAUGAAUUCGUUUUCUUAGCUCACAGGUUGGGUAGGAUUUCCGACAUCCUAAUAUCGCAGGAACACAGACGUCCCAGCAUUAACAACUCCUGUAGCGACUUCUGCAAUAACAACGAGUUCUGUCUACUGACACCUAAUGGUGCGCGAUGCCUCUGCGCAGACGGCUACGUCAGUGAUAACCUCACAUGUAAAGCUGUCGCCACAGCUCAGUGUCCUUUCAGCUGCAAUGUAGGAAACUGUAAGAUUGAACCAGGAAAGGCUCCAUAUUGCGUCUGUCCCCCUCUGUACACUGGCGACAGAUGUCAGCAUUACAGAUGUUCUCAGUAUUGCAAAAAUAGAGGUAUGUGCGUUCUAGGCGACUCCAGGAACGGAACUGCUUUGUCUACCGAUGACCAAGGUAAAGUACCUUUAAAAUGUUACUGUCCUCCGCAAUGGUAUGGUAAACGAUGCGAGAAACGGCUGCCUUUGUGCACGGACUUCUGUAGAAAUGGAGGAAGUUGUGCAGUAUUCAUGGGUCUACCUCAUUGUACCUGCACUCAUGGGUUUAUGGGGUUCAGAUGUCAGCAUUGUACUAAUUUCGAUUGUGGUAACGGAGGCAGUUGUUCGGUCAUCAACGGGGCUAGAUCGUGCAAGUGUUCUCAAGGUUAUAACGGUACUCAUUGUGAAAUAUCAGUCUGUGGAGCUCACGGUCAAGUAAGAGCCUUAUCACGCGGCAUCAAAUGUGAUUGUCAUGCUGGCUACACUGGCGAAUUAUGUGAUACCAACAGAUGCGAAAGCCUAUGUCUCAAUGGAGGCACAUGCAAGCCAUCUACAUUGGAAUGCGUUUGUCCUCCAAAUUUCUCAGGUAGUCGCUGUGAAAUAAGUCAAUGUUCUGGCCUUAAUCCUCCUGAAAAUUGUUGUGGUCAUACAGGAUGCAAAAAUGGAGGGCAGUGCGUUAGUUUGGAUGGGAAGCAAGUAUGCAACUGUACUGAACGCUGGGGUGGGGAUGAUUGUACCCAGUAUAUGGGCAAUUCUAAUCCUUGUAACGGAUACUGCAAAAACCAUGGAGUUUGCGAGAUUAGUUGGCCCAACAACACUCCUAGAUGUCGUUGUACCAGCCAGUGGUUUGGACCUACCUGUACGCGACAAAAAUGUACCUUCUCCUGUAAAAACGGUGGAACUUGUACUGUGGCUAACGGUAAAUCAUUCUGCCUCUGCCAUACUGACUACGAAGGUGAAUACUGUACUGUACUGAAAAAUCCGGAAAUCAUCGAGAAAUACGAAAACGCAUCUAAAGGAAGCGAAGGCAGAACCAUAUGGGUGCCGAUAGGGUACGCUCUGGCUGUAAUCCUGAUAGUUCUUGCAUUAGGAGCUAUAGGAUUUCAAUAUGUAUUCAGAGGAAGAACAGUGUUUUCACACGAGAGGUUGCAAGAAAAUGAUUUUAGCAAUCCCAUUUAUCAAGAUAGAGAUGCUGAACCCUUUACGCUAGAUGCGGAUAAGUCUGGUAAUUUCGUAAACCCCGUUUACGAUUCGGUGUACAACGGUACCACUAGCGGUAGAGAAGAGAAAGCAGUACUUCUAGAUCAUACAACUGAUGAGACACCUCCUCCGCCCACAGAAGAACUCUAGAUAAUUUAUUGUACAUUUAUUUUUUACUCUAUUUUUGUAUUUUUUGCCAAAGCAGUGUUUUUGGUGCCUAUCGAUACUUCGUAUUUCUUAGAAUUUCGGUGUUGCACUAUGUGUUUUUGCGGCUGCAUUAAAAAAAGGGAUGGUGACAACACACGACUUUAUUUAGGGGGGAUCAUUCCUUUUGGCAAUAUGGCGUUUUAGCAUGUCCCAAGCAUGCUCGAUCACAUUCAUAAUUACCUUCCUACAAUUUCAGCUAUUGCAACUUGCCGGUAGCCCUGUUGAGACUGUGUUAC